UUACCUCUUCUUAUCUUACCUGGCCUACAAGACAUGGCAACCCAACCUCUCCCUCUAUCAAGAACAGUGAUUUCACAACUACAAAUGACUCAUGUUGAUGAAGAGAAGAUCAUCAUAGAACAAGUUAAGGAUACACAUAAUCCGAAUGGUGGCAUAGAUGUUGAUGCUAAUUGUCUUCUCAAGUUUGUGGAUGACAUUUUCAAUUUCAAUACGGUUCGUCGAGAUGCAAUGCAAGACAAGUUACACCUACAAGAACACAUCCAGAAGGAGAUUUCAUUUGUUGUUUUACAACUCUCUUUCGUGAUAGCCUUCACUUCAGUAAACAAUGAUGAUAGUCACUCAACUGCAAUUUAUCUGCUAAGUUUGUUGGAAAGUAUAUGUGGCAUGUUAAGGGAGUAAUGUUACUCGCAUGUUUUGCGAUCAUCCGGGAAAAAUUUAAAGUUGCCUCACAAUCAUGCCAUCGGAAAGGACUGCCCUACAACAUGAUUGCUCUACGAAAAAGUCUAAAGUCAAUGCUAUCCUCUGGCAAUGAAUUUUUUUUGAAUGACUCAAUAAAAUCUAUGUUUGAAAUCACUAAGCUUAUGGUUGAGCUUCGACAUUCAUCAUCAAUGUUUUUGGCAAACUACUGGAUUGCAAGGAGUGUUGUUGCUUAUACUCACCUCCUUAUUUUGCAGCCCGGGCCACAAAAUGAGAUAAUGACAGAACUGUCCAAUGUAUCCACCAAAAUCAAAGAGAUUCUGGCUUCAAGCCUCCCACUACUAGACGCAAAAAGGGAAGAAGAAUAUUAUCAAGCGUUGUUACAUGUGUUUGACAAUUCUUCAAAUAUUUUGGACGUUUUAAAAUUGAUAUUCAAUGUCAAAAAUAAUAAAGAGGCGCAAAUUUCGGAGAGACUUAUGUUACAGGGUUUAGUGGGAUCAUAUGAGUUUGAAUGGGAGGGAGUGCUAUUGCUAAUAUCAUCCGGCAAACACUUCCCCUAUUAUGCAUAUUUUGCGGGGCCCACUCCAGGACUAACAGGAGUACAAUUAAUCUGGGUUCCAACUAUAAAUAAUCUGGAUGAUGAGCAUAUACAAGUGCCUUAUUAUAUCUACAAAAGUAAUCUUGUAUUAGAUCCACAAAAAUGGAUUGCACCAGCAUUCUUAAGAUUUCUUCAAGAUAAGUGUUUCCCAACUUUUCAAAUUGGGAGUGACCCUAUUGUAAUUUCACUUGACAAACGAGGAAGAUUGGUUCAUUCUAAUGCACUUCACAUGAUAUUCACAUGGGGAAUUCAACUUUUUGGAAGGAGAACAAUGAGAUCAGGUGAUAUAAUAGUCCCAUCAUUAGAAAAUGAGUUGCGGGAAAUGACUUCUGGUGCUGACCGUGUGAUUGAUGACAUUGAUAAACAAAUACAUAAUUUUGCCAGAGUGGUCCGCAAAAAGAUCAAUAAUUGGGUGGACGACAUCGAGGCGAAGAUGAAAAGUUCGUUUCGUUCAUACAAUUACACGCAUCAGAGGGAACAAGAGCUUUGGAUUAAAGAAUGUUGGAAUCUUAACCUUGUAAUAGGAUGGUCCCUCCUCCAGAACUUCGAAAAGAGGCUAAACGAGUGGAUUGAUGAUGAAAAUUACAUUUUCUUAUGCGGUGGCAAUAACAUUAACCGAGUUCUAGAAUUUAUAUUUAAGGUAAAAGAGGUUCGUUCCAAAUUUCAAAAGGAUAUAAGAAUUUCAUACGUUGGUAGAAGAAAAAUGAGUAAAGAUAUGAAGAGAGCAUUUAAUGGUGUACUUAACCUAAGUGAUUAUAAGCGCUUUUGGGCACGACUUUAUAGUGUGGCCUCAUCUAGGAUUCAAUAUUUAAAUAAGGUUGGACUUGAUGAAGGAAGUGAUGAAAUUCUGCAAGGACUCAGAAAAUUAUUAUCUUAUGAAGAUGAAUGCACAACAAUUGGAUCAUGGACUUUGUUGAGCAAAGGGAAAAGAAUAAUUGCAUGUGAUAUGGGAGACAAAAUGUUAGGAGUCUUGAAUGAGUAUGAGAAAUGGAAUAAGAAUGCACAUGUCAAUGAUUUUGAUGAACAAGUAUUCGAGGAUUGCUAUGAGAUGCUUAAUAGUUCUUCUCCUUGUUCUCAUCAACACCUUUGUUGUGCUCUCAAUUGCUCAUCUAAUUUAGAUAUAAUUUCAGAGGUUGUGUCAUGCCCUCAAUGUAACCAGAACAUGCAUAUAUUUGUCACUUUCUCUUGCUGUCACGGUCCAACCAAUUAUUUAUAUUAUGAACAGGAUGAAGACUAGGAAUAUUAGGACUCUAUAGCAAUUAUAUUUCAACUAUAGUUCUUCUUAGAGUCUUAUCUUGUAUAGGUUUACAUAUA
Ipomoea triloba (trilobed morning glory) is the source of this 2329-nucleotide messenger RNA. RefSeq lists its product as uncharacterized. The record is from RefSeq and is a predicted model, not a curated record. Gene Ontology annotation, biological process: phloem development. NCBI's taxonomy places the organism in Eukaryota, Viridiplantae, Streptophyta, Magnoliopsida, Solanales, Convolvulaceae. The coding region runs from base 378 to 2252 and encodes 624 amino acids. The transcript is spliced from 8 exons.